AGGCUUUUUGCAGGAACGGAACCUCAUGCGAAAAAUUCGAUCAUGCGAUCGUUUCGUCUCAAGAACAGAUGGCAGAUAACGAAGGGAAUCUGAAUGAAGUGAACCAAGUAGACGAAGAAAAUCAGUAUAUAGUGGAGGAAGCGGACGAAGAAAAUCAGGUGGAAGCAGAGAACGAAGAAGCUCAGAUAUCAGAGAACGAAGAAUUUGUGAUUCAGGAACAACCGAAGAAACUGAUCAUGAGUGAUGUUUGGGAGCAGUAUCUGACAACUGCGGAAAUUCGGAAAGAAGACAUGAACAGGCUCGUGAUGAACUUUCUUGUGGUUGAAGGAUAUCUAGAAGCUGUGGAGAAAUUUCAAAAGGAAUCUGGAACUAAGCCAGAAGUAGGUGUUGCGAGCAUCAGUGACAGAUUGGCUGUUAAAAGGGAUAUCGAAAGCGGAGAUCUUGAGGAUGCUGUUGAGAAGUUGAAUGCUAUAAAUCCUGAGAUACUGAAGACGAAUUUUUCUCUUAAUCAGCAGAGGUUCAUAGAACGAAUCCGCAUAGGGGUGACAAUUAAGGAGACCUUUAAUUUUGCUGAGAAAGAGCUUAAACCAUUGGUAGAACAGAACCUGGCGUUUCUGGAAGAAUUGGAAAAAACUAUGGCUAUACUCCGUUUUAGAGAUCUCCCUGACAUCCCGGAGGCAGAGAGAGAGCUUCUUGACAACUCACGGUGGUUUAAGACAGCUGCCGAAGUAAAUGCAGCGAUUCUUACUAGCCAGACUGGUCUAAAAUGUCCCAAACUUCUAGACUUGUUGAAGAUGUUGACUUGGACUCAGAACCAACUGGAUGAAAAAGUAGAGUACCCACGCAUGAGUGUUUUGCCCACUGGCCAGCUCACAGUCAUAAACCCGCCAUGGCCAUCAGAAUGAUUCUUCACCUCUUUCAGCAACUAAAGGCUCUGCCAAAGGGAACAUAUAUAGUGAAAUUUUAACCUGAUCAGUUACAAGAACAUGAGAAGACCAUUGCUUCGCAUUGUAUAUUUUGAUUGACAUGAAGUGUUUUGGCCUUACAUUUAUGAUAAAGUCAUUUGCUUUCUGAUGGAAAAAAUAUUGGACCACUUGGUGGUAGCAGUAAACAAGAGAGGUUGGUUACUGGUUAGGCUUUUAUUCUCCAACAUGGUACGAUUCCUAGAGAGCUACUUGUGAAGUUGGUAUUGAAUUGGUUUUUAAGUUUGUUGAGUGUUUGACCAACUAAAAAAGUUGCUUCUUUGUCUCCUUAUUGCAUGCACUGUUCUUCAAUGUACUUUAUAAUCUCUGCUUUGCUU
Arabidopsis thaliana (thale cress) is the source of this 1300-nucleotide messenger RNA. RefSeq names its product LisH and RanBPM domains containing protein. The record is from RefSeq and is marked reviewed. NCBI's taxonomy places the organism in Eukaryota, Viridiplantae, Streptophyta, Magnoliopsida, Brassicales, Brassicaceae. The transcript has 7 exons. The coding region runs from base 69 to 905 and encodes 278 amino acids.